AUGACUAUUAAUCAUGAAAACCACACUGGAAAUCCACGUUAUGGAUCAAUUCGGCAGUACUAUGAACGAUUACAAGUGGAAUCACAACAGAAUCAAACAAAUCCUCAUAAUAUUUUAACACAAACAAAUAUCGGUGUUCCGGAUGAAGUGCGUAUUCAGCUACCAAGCAAUGAAAAUUUGAAACGAAACAUCCGCCGUUGGCGACAAGAAGAUAACGCUGUAUCCACACCAACAAACAUCAACUUUCCAAUUAUUCCAAAUAAAUAUCAUCGAACAACACGUGAUACAAUAUUUUUUCGUAAAGAUACUGGUCCUGGUUCAAAUCGCUUAUUAAUAAUUUUUACCGACGAGCAGCAGAAUAUAAUGGAAAAUGCAACGAUAAGUCCCAUAAAAUCUAGCCAUCCAACUUUAUGGGCAUUUUUAGAUAAAUUAAUCAGAGAAGAAAAUAAUUUACAUUCGCAUAUAAUUAACGCUAUGUCAGGGAGCCAGCCACCAGGGCGAAAGCAUGAAACACUCAACAAACGAUUACGAAAUUUGGUUGAAAACCCACAUCCAGAUAUUUAUGAUCAGUUAAAAUGCAUCGGACGUUUGCUGUCGUUAUGA
Didymodactylos carnosus is the source of this 603-nucleotide messenger RNA. The record is from the annotation of a GenBank genome assembly. Lineage: Eukaryota; Metazoa; Rotifera; Eurotatoria; Philodinida; Philodinidae.